Messenger RNA from Chelmon rostratus (copperband butterflyfish), 2300 nucleotides. RefSeq names its product TP53 induced glycolysis regulatory phosphatase a (gene tigara). Gene Ontology annotation, biological process: fructose 2,6-bisphosphate metabolic process; fructose 1,6-bisphosphate metabolic process; negative regulation of glycolytic process. Gene Ontology annotation, cellular component: cytosol. The transcript is spliced from 6 exons. The coding region runs from base 542 to 1402 and encodes 286 amino acids. The record is from RefSeq and is a predicted model, not a curated record. Lineage: Eukaryota; Metazoa; Chordata; Actinopteri; Chaetodontiformes; Chaetodontidae. Gene Ontology annotation, molecular function: fructose-2,6-bisphosphate 2-phosphatase activity.
AUUCAUUCAGUGGGGCCGUUAUAGCUGCCUGCAUGGUUCAAGUGUUUCAGUGCCUCACAUACUGCUGUCUGUUCUGCAUGUUCAGACAGAGGAGUGGUGAGAUGGAGAGAUGGCUCCCAGGUAGCCCUGACUAGACCACAGACGGAUGUCAGGAGACAUGAAGUCACACAUGUACAGUCAGAAGACCUGUGUGAGGAAGGAAAGGGUUAGCCUCAAGUGGCUGCAUUAGAAACGACCAGGAGCAGCAGACUAUUCACAAAUCAACAAAAUGUGCAUCUGGUGUGUGUGACGAGAUAAGAUAAAUAAAGAUUAAAAAAAACAAAAAACCUGCCAAUGGGCAAGAAAGCUAUCAGAAGUUGCUACACUUAGUUAACUGUUAACUCAUGUGCUCGCUGUGUGUCCUGCUAACGCGCUUUAAGCCCAGAGUGAGGUGUUGUGGUCGGGCUCAGCCUGCCCUGCGGCUCGGUAAUGACCCCUCAACCCGGAGCAGUGACUGUACCGAGUCCCUGCCGACAACGAGGACCGGACCGGACCGCCUCACAUGUCUGCACGUGGACUCCAGCUCCUCUGCACGCGCCAGGCUGCGCGGUUAAUGCGAUAUUACUCCGCCGUGAACUACCAGGGCAUGACAGCGCUAACAUUUGGGCUAACCCUUGUUCGACAUGGGGAAACACAGUACAAUAAAGAAGGCCUGCUGCAAGGCCAGGCUAUAGAUUCACCGUUGUCUGAGAUCGGGCUGCAGCAGGCUGAGGCUGCGGGUUGUUACCUGAAAGAUGUCAGGUUUACCGACGUGUUUGUCAGUGAUAUGCUUCGGGCCCAGCAGACUGCUGAAAAAAUACUGAAACACAACAGCAGCUGUUCUGGUCUACAGACGGUGUGUGACCCUUUACUUAAAGAGAAAAGUUUUGGGAUAGCAGAGGGUGGACGAGUGCAGGACUUGAGAGACAUGGCCGAGGCAGCCGGUCAGUCGUUUCCAGGCUUCACGCCUCCAGAGGGGGAGACGCAGGAGCAGGUGAAGCAGCGGGUCAAAGAGUUCUUGGAGAAAAUGCUUCAGCAAAUUGGGGCCAAACACUGGCAUGACAGAGGUGAGGACGAAACCCCCGUAUGUGCCUCACCAGAAGCUUCUCCCGUGGAGGGGAAGGCGGACGACGGGGUCAGGGGCGUCCCCGUCCAUGCUUUGGUUGUCACCCACGGGGCCUACAUGUGCGUGGCAGUGCGCUACUUUGUGGAGGAGUUAGAUUGCUCUUUGCCUCUGGGUUCUGACAAGACACACAUGUUCUCUUUAAGUCCCAACACAGGUCUGUGUCGGUUUAUACUAACCCUGAGGAAAGAGGACACUGGGUUCAAGCUGUCAGGGAUACGCUGUGUGUUUGUCCACAGAGGAGACCAUGUUAAACAGUAGGAGCCAGAUGAACAGAGGAAAUGUUCAUUUUGUACAUUUUAGAAAAAAAAGUCCAGAGCCUCAAUACUGAAAGUUUACCAUUAACAUCAUUUUAUUUAUAGGUUCUGUAUUUAUUUUCUUUUGGUGCUCAGUCACAAUAGAGUUUGUUCGUGUUAUUUGUCCAAUUUUGAGACUGAUGAAUGGACAAUAUUUUUCCUGGUUUUUCGAUAUAAGCAUUUUGGACAAAGACAAAAUCUUAGGUCAAGCAUUUAGGUGUUGUUUAUUAUUGGGAUAGCAGAAAAAAAACAUGAAAUACUUCAAUUAAUUGAAUGCAAAACUUUUCUUUUAAAAGCCCCAAAAAAUAUGGAUUAAAUAAUGCACAUAAUACAUCUUUGUUAUUUCAUACAGCGGCCUACAGCAGUGCAUGUUAAAUCUAGGUAUAUUCAGGCUUUGAGUGCUGUUUCAUUUAAGCUCGGACAGAUGGUUUGUGUUGCAGGGCAAUGUCAUCAUCACUUUGUUACUUUCUGGUUGUUCAUUACUGUAAACGUGGGCAGCAUUGUGCUCUAAUGAGUCUGUGUUUCUAUAUUUACCUCCGGAAGUUCAUAGAUUUUGCGUGGGAGCACAGAGCAGAGCUGCGACAGUGUUGACUUUUUGGAAAUCAGUGACUUUUUCAUUGUUGUGAAUUAACACUUCGGUCAAGAGAGAGUACACAUGCUACGUGCUGCACUGUUAAUGCCCUGCACUCUGCUCUUCUACUACUCUGCUUGUCACUCCACCCUCAGUGUAAAAUGAAAUUAUUUAUAGAAGAUAAAAAUGACUUUUCCAAUGUGAUAAUCAAAAGAAUGUACAGUGUGUGACCUCUGGGCUGGAUUAUAUGAGAAAACAUUCAGUGGCUGUUGUCACUGGGAUCAGAAAAUGG